AUGCCACCAAAAAAAAGAAAUUCUCAACUUAAAGAAGCUAGACUUGCAAAAAAAUCAAAGAACAAUUUAUUUAUUCAAAAUACUCUCUCACAUGAUUUUGUACCAGAAACUGAUGAUGAUGAUAAGACUAUUUGUGAAUCCGAUUAUGUUGAGAUUGAAAAUACUAAUGAGUAUGAACUUUCUGAUAGUGAUGCUGAUGAUGACAAUUGGCAUAGUGAGGCAUUGGAUAAUGUGAUUGAAAAUUUAGAUGCAUCAAUUUUUGAAGUUAUGAUGCAAAAUGCUCAUAAAAAAGAUUUUUCUACUUCUAAUCAUCCAUUGGUAUAUAUAGGAAAUUCUGAAAGAACCACUUAUCGCAAAAAGGCACAAAAUCAAAAGGAUGCUGCAAAUUCUAUGAAAUUAACAAGUUUUUUUGAAAAACAAAAUCUUGAUUCAUUGGAAAAUAAUAACAUUGCAAGUAAUGAUAUAAAUGAUAAUAUUAAUGAGAAUGACAAAAAUAUAUAUGAAGAAGCAUUAAUUAAUUUGAAUCUAAUUGUUAAAGACAAAAAAUUGCCAAAUGACAUUAAAAAACGAGCUUCUAUUAUUA
Messenger RNA from Entrophospora candida, 583 nucleotides. Lineage: Eukaryota; Fungi; Glomeromycota; Glomeromycetes; Entrophosporales; Entrophosporaceae. The record is from the annotation of a GenBank genome assembly.